GAAAAAAAGUGAUCCUUCACCUUGACAACAGCUUCUCUGUGCGUGCGAGCGUGUUUCUCUCCCAACAAUCUCACUUCAAUAAGGGACAUCAUGUCGGAUCGCGAAUUUAGUUCGAACGAUGACCUGUCGCUUCCUAAAGCGACGGUCCAAAAAAUCAUCACCGAGAUUCUACCCCCUUCUUCCGGCCAGACCUUCUCCAAAGAUGCUCGCGAUCUCCUGAUGGAAUGCUGCGUCGAAUUCAUCACCCUGAUCUCCUCAGAAGCCAAUGACAUCAGCGAGAAAGAGGCCAAGAAAACAAUCGCCUGUGAGCAUGUAGAGCGGGCUCUGCGUGAUCUUGGGUUUGGCGAUUAUAUCCCCGACGUGCUUGCUGUGGCAGAGGAGCACAAGGAGCAGUUGAAGUCGCGAGAAAAGAAGCAAAGCAAGAUGGAGCAGAGUGGACUGUCGGAAGAGGAACUGCUACGACAGCAGCAGGAGCUGUUCCGCUCUGCUACGGAGAAGUACCACGCUGCCCCGGAGUAAAUACCUGGGUUGGGUAACUGAAUAUGAAAUGCGUUUGACUCUUGCUGGCCAUAGAGGGAACGGGCUCGGAGUUUUGUCUUUCGGCUGAAGAAUCUCGGAGUUUAGGUUGUCUGGGAUUGAAACCAUGGUUUCUGAACGGGUUGGUUGGACUUUUAUUUGUCCUUUUAAGUAUAGUUGCAUUGAUAUCUCGA
Aspergillus nomiae NRRL 13137 is the source of this 710-nucleotide messenger RNA. It is a transcript of the gene nctB, whose product is annotated as negative cofactor 2 transcription regulator complex subunit NCB2. NCBI's taxonomy places the organism in Eukaryota, Fungi, Ascomycota, Eurotiomycetes, Eurotiales, Aspergillaceae. Gene Ontology annotation, biological process: negative regulation of transcription by RNA polymerase II; RNA polymerase II preinitiation complex assembly; positive regulation of transcription by RNA polymerase II. Gene Ontology annotation, molecular function: core promoter sequence-specific DNA binding; protein heterodimerization activity; TBP-class protein binding. The record is from RefSeq and is a predicted model, not a curated record. The annotation marks the transcript as partial. The transcript is spliced from 4 exons. Gene Ontology annotation, cellular component: negative cofactor 2 complex.